Messenger RNA from Rhodamnia argentea, 555 nucleotides. RefSeq lists its product as uncharacterized. Lineage: Eukaryota; Viridiplantae; Streptophyta; Magnoliopsida; Myrtales; Myrtaceae. Bases 1 to 555 code for a protein of 184 amino acids. The transcript is spliced from 2 exons. The record is from RefSeq and is a predicted model, not a curated record.
AUGCGGAAAAAUGUACCUCCGAUUGAUAUACCACAGGAGAAUCAACAAAGGCAAAGGACAGUUGGGAAGGUCUUUGAGAUGACAGAGGAGGAUGCAGCGGCAUCUAAUGCGGUUGUGGCAAGUGACGUUUCUAUGGCCUCACGAUAUGCUUACGCCUUAUUUGAUCCUGGUGCAACACAUUCUUUUGUUUCCAUGGAGUUCGCUAAGAAACUUGAUGUGCCACCUAAGUCGCUUGAUUGUGAUUUGUGUGUGGAUACUCCCACUAGGGAUUUCUUAAUUGUUGAUCAUGUAUUUAAGAGAUGUAUGCUCUGGAUUGAUGAUGUCAAGAUGCAUGUGGAUCUUGCUGAAUUCUUUUUCUUGGGAAGUUGUAAGGUUAUCUUUCCAAGGUUGAUUUCAGUUUUGCAAGCAAGAAAGCUUUUGAAGAAGGGUUGUCAUGGUUAUUUGGCUUAUGUGAGAGACACAAAUAAGGAGGUGGUAAAGCUGGAAAAUGUUCCCGUUGUUCGAGAUUUUCCAGAUGUAUUUCCUAAAGACUUGCCUAGCUUGCCUCCCCGAUAG